AUGAUCAAGAAGCGGGAAAGAAAGCUUUGGAAUCGCCUUUCAACCCUGGCAACUCUUCUAAAUCACCACGUACCCUCCUUGGACUCUAGCUCCUUCUCUCGCGUAAUCAGUUCUCAAAUUCAUUCGUGUGAAGAAAGGUGGGAAGACGAGUGUGACAAAUCUCUGUCCAAACUUCUUGCCUAUCAAUCUGUUGCUUUAUCCCAAGGGCGUGACAACUGUAAAAUAAUCCCUAUCAACCAUGUCAAGAGGUCAUCGAGGAUUCUUCAAAGCAAAUCUUUGAGCAGAUUACCAGUUCCUGCGAAGAAUUUACUCGAUCUACCUUGCGAACUUAUCUCACAAGUAUUGGACUUUUCCUUAUCGGACACAACUUCUUCCCAAGACACAUUCACCUAUACUCAAGUUUUACGAACCAUGAGGCUGGUUUGCAGACAAUUCGCGGCUUUACUACAGCGACGUGUACUGGAAUCUUUAACGAUCUCUAACAUUGAAAUGCUCACGGAGACUCUUCAAUUCUUCGAGUCUCCCAAGAACAUUAAUCAACUCAAAUUCGUCAAACGACUAUGCAUCUCACCUAAGGAUCUAUCAUCAAAUAAACAACUUUUGUUUUCUGGCAAGAUUUGGGAACUGUUUAAGAUGCUUAGUUCUAUUGGCUUGAAUGAAGUGGAGAUUGAUCAUGUUCCUAGUUCAUCUUCCGAACUAACCUCCAAACGAGAUCAUUCAAAGUUGAGAAAGUUAGUCUCAAGUGAUUGUAAUUUUAUGGUCGAAUACACUUGUCUCGAAACCCUACUCUCAUGUACACCACAUCGGACAAAUUCUCAAAAAUACUAUGUUACGUUUAAACCCAAUCAUCCUCUCGAUAGAGUUUCCAAAUCUUUGGUAUUUAUGAAUCCAUCAUUCAAGGGUCUCGAUGUCACCGACACCUCAAGUGCUGACGCAAUACUCAAAUCAUAUACCUCGGCAGGUCAUUGUGAUAAUUGUCCAGAACUUCAAGUACUAAGAAUCCGAUCUAGCAAACCAAUCCUUCGAAGGUUUUGGCAAAGACCUAUGUUAAAGUCUAUAGAAAUCUUAAUACUCGAUAAGAUUACUGCAAGACUUACACAUUGGGCAAUAGAUGAUAAUCUUCCUUACGAGUUUGAAACACUAAGUAACUUGAAGCUUUUGGUCAUCACAGGCCUUCAACCCAAUGAUCGGAUUGAUCAAAGUUAUUCUGCCUGGCGUGAAUCAUAUGGGGUUAAAGUACUUAGAGCGCCGGAAGCUCAAGAAUUUUCGAUCAAGGAUAUCAUGCUUUUGCUUAUCAAGAGUGGUCAAUUUUAUGAUAUAUACCUGGCACCUCUUGGAGUGAAGAGACCUGCUAAAACUGAGGCAUAUCACACUAGAGCAUGCUGUGAUACUCAUUAG
This is a messenger RNA of Melampsora larici-populina 98AG31, 1398 nucleotides long. RefSeq lists its product as uncharacterized. Bases 1 to 1398 code for a protein of 465 amino acids. The record is from RefSeq and is a predicted model, not a curated record. The transcript is spliced from 3 exons. Lineage: Eukaryota; Fungi; Basidiomycota; Pucciniomycetes; Pucciniales; Melampsoraceae.